UUUGUCCUACGGUUUUAUCACGGUCCAUGUCAAUACUAAGGUCUUAGUCCUUAGGUCCGCUAUUAUCAUUCAACAUCAAUUUGAAAACUACCAUUUGACUGACCGUCUGCAUUCAGCAUUCAUCAGUUAAUCAGUUCAUUUCCAUUUUACUAUUUUUACUUGCCGGACGCAGCGCCCAUUGCACAUUGACUCUCAUUCUCCGGAUUUUACUCAUUUUUCACUUUCCAUUUGUUAAUCUAUUUCCUCUAGAUCGUUUUUMUCAACGGCCAACAUGUCACGUAAAUUCUUUGUUGGAGGCAACUGGAAGAUGAAYGGUUCGAAGAAAGUCGCUGAUGAACUACUUGGAAAUUUAGUAAAGGGACCUUUGGACCCUAAUGUUGAGGUUUUGAUUGGAGUUCCAGCCAUAUACUUGGAUUUUGUUAAAGAAAAAGCACCAUCCAACAUUUAUGUUGCAGCACAGAACUGUUUUAAAACAGAAAAAGGCGCGUUUACUGGAGAGAUAAGCCCUAGUAUGUUAAAAGAUAUUGGUAUUGAUUGGGUUAUUUUAGGUCACUCUGAACGCCGGCAGAUAUUCCAAGAAUCUGAUACUCUCAUUGCUGAAAAGGUAAAUCAUGCUUUAGAGUCUGGAUUGUCUGUUGUCGCAUGUAUUGGUGAAACUCUUGAAGAACGUGAAGCUGGACAAACUGAAGCUGUUGUAGCUAAGCAAAUCAAAGCUAUUAAGGAUAAAAUAUGCAAUUGGCAAAAUGUAGUUAUUGCUUACGAACCAGUUUGGGCCAUUGGUACUGGGAAGACUGCUAGCCCUCAACAAGCUCAAGACGUCCAUAAAAUUUUAAGAAAAUGGCUAGCUGAUGAAGUAAAUGAGACUGUUGCUAAUACUACACGUAUAAUUUAUGGUGGAUCUGUGACAUCAUCUAAUUGCCGAGAAUUAGCUAAAGAAUGUGACAUUGAUGGGUUUUUGGUUGGAGGUGCAUCCUUAAAACCAGAAUUUGUUGAUAUUGUCAACGCUAAUCAGUAAUUCAUUGAAAUAUGUGAAUAUCUAUAUUAUUGUUGGUUUCUUAUCAAAUAAAUUUCUAGAUAAAUACCA
Molecule: messenger RNA, 1084 nt
Organism: Diuraphis noxia (Russian wheat aphid)
Lineage: Eukaryota; Metazoa; Arthropoda; Insecta; Hemiptera; Aphididae
Gene: Tpi
Product: triose phosphate isomerase
Biological process (GO): glyceraldehyde-3-phosphate biosynthetic process; glycerol catabolic process; gluconeogenesis
Cellular component (GO): cytosol
Molecular function (GO): triose-phosphate isomerase activity
Source: RefSeq, a predicted model, not a curated record